CAUGGGUUACUGGUUGAAUGGAAUAUACUGUAUGUCAAAAAUGUUUGGUUUUUUUAUUGUUGCAUGUACUGGAGGCAGAAACAUUUGACUAAUGAAAGCAAAGAAUUAAUUUGUUUUCAUUCCUGCAAGGAAGGGAAUACUGUGAACCUCGCCUGGUUUUGGCCGUUUAAAAAUUUCCAAAAUGUCUGCAAUUCCAGACCCUUCUGACGAAGCUCUUUCUGUGGCAAUUGGAUGUGAAUUAUUCUCUUACGAAGCAAAAAAAAUUGUGGCUGAUGAAUUAUUACAAGUCCCGAGUGAUGAGGACUGGAAACAGCACAUGACUAGAUUGGACUUGCUUUCGCUGCCUAACGGACAGUACUUGGAUAUUACUGUGGUGCCAAUAUUACUUCUCGGUCUUACUGCUUUAGCAGAAGAA
Gryllus bimaculatus (two-spotted cricket) is the source of this 415-nucleotide messenger RNA. The record is from the annotation of a GenBank genome assembly. NCBI's taxonomy places the organism in Eukaryota, Metazoa, Arthropoda, Insecta, Orthoptera, Gryllidae.